Molecule: messenger RNA, 2402 nt
Organism: Thrips palmi
Lineage: Eukaryota; Metazoa; Arthropoda; Insecta; Thysanoptera; Thripidae
Product: heat shock 70 kDa protein-like
Exons: 11
Coding region: 166-2004 (612 amino acids)
Biological process (GO): protein refolding; cellular response to unfolded protein
Cellular component (GO): cytoplasm
Molecular function (GO): heat shock protein binding; ATP-dependent protein folding chaperone; misfolded protein binding
Source: RefSeq, a predicted model, not a curated record
AAAAGAGAAAUAUCUCGCUGCUUUGCUCACCACACUGAUGUAGAACGCGAGCCACAGGGAGUCGCUCGAGCACGGCCGGCUAGGGUCCACCACCACCAAACUGGCGUACAGAGCUUGUGGCUGGAGCAGGGCUGCCUGGAGACGUCGAGAACCCGAGUUCCGGCCAUGAGUUGCAUUGGGAUCGACCUGGGCACCACCAACUCGUGCGUUGCCGUGCUCCUGCACGGCAAGGUGGAGGUGAUAGCCAACGAGUUCGGGAAGAGGACGACGCCCUCCUGCGUGGCCUUCGUGGAUGGCGAGGCGCAGGCGCUGGUCGGGGAUGCUGCGCUGUCCCAGGCAGCGAGGAACGCCACCAAUACAAUCUCUGAAAUGAAGCGGCUCAUCGGCCGUUCGUUCUCCGAUCCGUGCGUUCAAGCCGACGUUCAGAAUCUGACGUGCAGAGUUGUGAACAACGAGGGUCAGCCCCAAGUGCUGGUGCAGCACAGGGGGAAGGAGUUGUCCUUGACUCCAGAACAAGUUUCCAGCAUGGUUCUCAAGAAGCUGAAGAGUUCGGCGGAGUCUUUCCUGGGACGGCCGGUGCUGAAGGCAGUCAUUACGGUGCCCGCUUACUUCUCUGCGAGGCAACGGGACGCGACUCGGGAAGCGGGUAGGCUGGCCGGCUUGGAGGUGCUGCGCCUGCUGCCCGAGCCGUCGGCCGCCGCGCUCGCGUACGGCCACGAGAGGGCAGACCUGCGCCAAGACCCUGGCCAGGGCAGCCGCACGGUGCUCGUCUACGACCUGGGCGGCGGCACCUUCGACGUGACCAUCGCCGCCAUCGAGGGCACCGAGGUGACCGUCCGCGUCGUGGACGGUGACGACCACCUGGGCGGGCAUGACUUCGACGUGUGCCUCAUGAAGUGGGUUGCCCAGGAGAUACGCUCCUCUCUGGGCGUCGAUGUGGCGAACGAGCCUGCGAAGGUCCGUCGUCUGUUGUCGUUGUGUGAGCGUGCCAAGAGGGACCUGACUGCGCUGACCAAGGCUGAAGUUGACCUGGAACCCCUUCUGCCGGAUCGCGACCAAAUACUCAAACUGUCGAGGGCUAAGUUUGAAAACCUGUGCCAGGACCUCCUCCAGAAGACCCUCGACUGCGUGAGAGCGGCGCUGACCAGCGCAGAGCUGACCGCGGGCGACGUUGACGAGGUCAUCCUGGUGGGCGGCUCCACCCGGAUGCCGGUGGUGACCAGGUUGCUGGCGGACUUGUUCCCGGGCAAGCCGAUCCGCAGGACGGUCAACCCGGACGAGGCGGUGGCGCACGGCGCCGCGCUGUUGGCUGCCGAGCUGUCCGGCGCCAGGAGGAGGGAGACCGACCUGACGGCCGUAGUGGUCCAGGACGUGACGCCUCUUAGUCUUGGCAUUGACGUGAAUGGUGGCUCCUUCUGCUCCAUUAUCCCGCGGAACACCACCAUACCCGCCGAAAAGAGCAAGCGCGUGAGCACCGCCUUCAAAAACCAGAGGAACGUCAGCAUCCAGGUUUACCAGGGAGAGCGUCCUGUGGCCAACAGGAACAUGUUCUUAGGAACCUAUACUCUUCAAAAUCUUCCACCAGGUCCGGAGGGGCUUGGUAUCCAGAUGUCUCUAACCCUGGAUCAGGAUGGCGUGCUACAGGUGAAGGCCAGAGUCGAGGGCAGCGUGCAGUGGGAGGGCUGCUCGCUGGAGCUGCGCGACCGCUCGGCGCUGGAAGUGGACGAGCACGCGGCGCUGGCGGCGCGAACCAAGGCUGCAGACGAGGCGGAGGCCCAGAGGCUGGAGGCACGCUUCAACCUGGAGAAGUGCCUGGUGAACAGCAAGGAGGAGGUAGCGGAUGUGGCCAAGUUUCGUAGCAUUGAAGAUUGGUUGAGCCAAAACCAAAGUGGAUCCAGGGAAGAAUUUGAAGCGAAGCUUACAGAAGCCAAGCUGGCUCUGCGCUGCCGCCGCAACGAGUAUUUUGAAAAUUAUCACACCUCCAAGAGAAGCAAGUUCUUUUAGAACUUUUAAAUACAGGCAACAUCUGUGAUCAGGAUCUCAACAUCCUCUGUUUUGGUUUAGAUCUCUGACUAUUAUUUCUUAUGUUUUAUGAUUUUAAUUGGUUUAAACUCGCAGUUCAGGAUUUAAACAUCCUCUGUUUUGGUUUUGAUGUCUGACUAUUAUUCCUUAUGUUUCGUGAUUUUGUUUCGUUAGAACUCAGUUCAGGAUUUUAAAAUCCUGUUUUAGUUUUGACCUGUGACCAUUUUUCUUGUUGCGUUAUUUUAAUUAGUUUUUAACAAAGGAAAACUGAGUUUCACAAUUUCUUGUACCAACAUCUCUGUAAUUAGUUGGUCUCAAGUAAAUAAUGAUGUAAGAAUGUUGCUCACCUGAGAUGAGCUAAUAAACCUUAAUCUACUCUA